CGGCGACCGAAAGAAACCCAGCGGCAGCCGCUUCGCCGGCGGGCGCCUCCCGUCUCGUACCCGCCGGCCGGCCUUGCUAUAUAAGCCGCCCGCGCCGCGGCCGCGCACACGAGUCCCGAGCACCGGUCGUCGCCGUUUGCCCGCGUCCGCACGCUCGCUCGCUCACCGCCAGAGCAGAGCUCUCCGCCCACCCCGCUCCGAGAAGAAGGUCCGGCCGCGGCGGCGGGCGAUGGCGCGGAAGAAGAUCCGGGAGUACGACUCCAAGCGCCUCCUCCGGGAGCACCUCAAGCGCCUCGCCGGCAUCGACCUCCAGAUCCUCUCCGCACAGGUUACACAAUCAACGGAUUUCACUGAGCUUGCAAACCAGGAGCCAUGGCUCUCAUCUAUGAAGUUGGUCGUGAAACCGGACAUGCUGUUUGGUAAACGUGGUAAGAGUGGACUUGUGGCCCUCAACCUAGACAUUGCCCAAGUUCGCCAAUUUGUUAAGGAGCGGUUGGGAGUUGAGGUCGAGAUGGGUGGCUGCAAAGCUCCAAUUACAACCUUCAUAGUUGAGCCAUUUGUGCCCCAUGAUCAAGAGUACUACCUUUCGAUUGUAUCAGAAAGGCUUGGCUGCACCAUUAGUUUCUCCGAGUGUGGAGGUAUUGAGAUUGAGGAGAACUGGGACAAGGUUAAGACAAUCUUUCUUCCCACAGAGAAGCAAAUGACACCUGAUGCAUGUGCUCCCUUGAUUGCCACCCUGCCUUUGGAGGUUCGCACAAAAAUAGGUGAUUUCAUUAGAGGUGUAUUUUCUGUUUUCCAAGACUUGGAUUUCUCAUUUCUUGAGAUGAACCCAUUCACCUUGGUAAAUGGUGAACCGUAUCCUCUGGAUAUGAGAGGAGAACUAGAUGACACAGCCGCUUUCAAGAACUUCAAUAAGUGGGGUAACAUUGAGUUCCCUCUACCUUUCGGAAGAGUUCUCAGUCCCUCAGAAAGCUUUAUCCAUGAACUGGAUGAGAAGACAAGUGCUUCUCUGAAAUUCACAGUAUUGAACCCAAAAGGACGCAUUUGGACGAUGGUUGCAGGUGGUGGUGCCAGUGUCAUAUAUGCUGAUACGGUUGGAGAUUUGGGAUAUGCUUCGGAGCUAGGAAAUUAUGCAGAGUACAGUGGAGCUCCCAACGAGGAGGAGGUUCUGCAGUAUGCUAGAGUGGUUCUGGAUUGUGCUACUGCUGAUCCUGACGGGCGCAAGAGAGCCCUUCUCAUUGGAGGAGGUAUCGCUAACUUCACCGACGUCGCUGCCACAUUUAGUGGCAUCAUUCGGGCUUUAAGAGAGAAGGAAUCGAAAUUGAAGGCCGCAAGGAUGAACAUUUACGUCCGGAGAGGUGGUCCAAACUACCAAACCGGACUCGCGAAAAUGCGCACUCUUGGUGCAGAACUUGGUGUUCCAAUUGAGGUGUACGGACCAGAGGCGACCAUGACUGGGAUAUGCAAGCAAGCCAUUGAUUGCAUCAUGGCUGCGUAGGCUACCGUAUAGUUGCACCUUCUGCAGUUGCAUCCGUUUUGUACUUGAAUGUAAGCGAUUGUUCGAGUGAAACAGAGAACGAUCAUUGUUGUGAGAAAACUCUGCCUUUGUACCAAAAUUACGCAAUAAUCAAGAUCUUGGCUUGGGAUGUGAACGUGUA
Panicum hallii is the source of this 1658-nucleotide messenger RNA. RefSeq names its product ATP-citrate synthase alpha chain protein 3. NCBI's taxonomy places the organism in Eukaryota, Viridiplantae, Streptophyta, Magnoliopsida, Poales, Poaceae. Gene Ontology annotation, molecular function: succinate-CoA ligase (ADP-forming) activity. The record is from RefSeq and is a predicted model, not a curated record. Gene Ontology annotation, cellular component: succinate-CoA ligase complex. Gene Ontology annotation, biological process: tricarboxylic acid cycle; succinyl-CoA metabolic process. Bases 230 to 1498 code for a protein of 422 amino acids. The transcript has 11 exons.